Phaeodactylum tricornutum CCAP 1055/1 is the source of this 600-nucleotide messenger RNA. RefSeq lists its product with no specific name. NCBI's taxonomy places the organism in Eukaryota, Bacillariophyta, Bacillariophyceae, Surirellales, Neidiaceae. The coding region runs from base 1 to 600 and encodes 199 amino acids. The transcript has 3 exons. The record is from RefSeq and is a predicted model, not a curated record.
AUGGAGUCAGUGGACGAUAAAAACCUAUCUUACACCUCCGAAGAGGAUGAACUCAAUGGUUCCGUUGACUCGGUAGCGAUUCCGAAUGCUUUGGGAGCCCCGGCACCAAAUGACCUAUCCCGUUACGUCUGCUCCCCAGACUCAAUGGAUGUAAUCUGUGGUCGUGGAAAGAGCGGACCACACCCAGGAAAUCAGCGGUUUCGGAAGUUUGUAUCGGACAAGAAGGCUGCAUACCAGGCUGCUAAACGAAGAGAAGACAAAACACGCAUCACGCUGUUGAUCGUUGAAGAGCUGCGAAGAGGCCUACCUCCAUCGAGAUUCUUACUGAAAGAUCCCAAGACGCAAAUGUGGUACGAUGCAGGGGUAGAGUAUGCUCGCGAAAAGGUGAGCCACGCAUUGCGAAGCCGUCCGAGCGACGAUAGCAAAAAGAGGGCGAAUAAGCCAAAAAAGAAAGGAACACGCAAAUCUCAGCACGCGCCUGAACUCGACGAGACUGUGGAACGGCUAAUCAAAGAACAGCAGCAUCUUUUGAGAUCAAUGAUUGAUAAGAAAGUUUUCCCUGUGUGGAUGCAAGACGUGAAGGAAAAAUUGAGCACCUAG